This is a messenger RNA of Gracilinanus agilis (Agile Gracile Mouse Opossum), 2188 nucleotides long. RefSeq names its product coronin 6 (gene CORO6). Gene Ontology annotation, biological process: actin filament organization; cell migration. The coding region runs from base 361 to 1131 and encodes 256 amino acids. The transcript has 6 exons. Lineage: Eukaryota; Metazoa; Chordata; Mammalia; Didelphimorphia; Didelphidae. The record is from RefSeq and is a predicted model, not a curated record. Gene Ontology annotation, molecular function: actin filament binding.
UGGGGGCCGUGUUGGGGAACAGCAGGGCAGGAAGGACAGUGCCAAGGCAGGGGGAGCCCGAGGGCACCAGCCAAGUGUCUUUUGCCACCCUGUGCCCUUCGAUGAGCAGGAGGGCCCCCUCUGAGUGAUCUCCUGCCAGAGGGCCCCGCCGCUGGGGGAGCACUCGGAGUCUGCUGGAAUUAGGAGCUGCCGCCGCUGACCCUCUCCCCACCCACCCCCCACAGCCUUCCAAGGCCUCAGGGUCCUCCCUCCCCUCCAGGGUGGUAAGCUGGAUAACUCUGUGCUCCUGUCUCCCUCCCCCUUCCCUGCUCCCACCCCCAUUUUGCUCCCCCCCAGGAAAGGUUUGCUGCCCAUGAAGGGAUGAGGCCCAUGCGGGCCGUCUUCACACGCCAAGGCCACAUCUUCACCACGGGAUUUACCCGCAUGAGCCAGCGUGAGCUGGGCCUGUGGGACCCGAACAACUUUGAGGAACCCAUGGCCCUCCAGGAGAUGGACACCAGCAAUGGGGUCCUGCUUCCCUUCUAUGACCCCGACUCCGGCAUAGUCUACUUGUGUGGCAAGGGAGACAGCAGCAUCCGGUACUUUGAGAUCACAGACGAACCCCCCUUUGUCCACUACCUGAACACCUUCAGCAGCAAGGAGCCCCAGCGAGGCAUGGGUUUCAUGCCCAAGAGGGGCCUGGAUGUCAGCAAGUGUGAAAUUGCCAGAUUCUACAAGCUGCAUGAAAGGAAAUGCGAGCCCAUCAUCAUGACUGUACCCCGAAAGUCAGACCUGUUCCAGGAUGAUCUGUACCCUGACACGCCAGGCCCUGAGCCAGCCCUGGAGGCAGAUGAAUGGUUGGCGGGCCAGGAUGCAGACCCCAUACUGAUCUCCCUGAGGGACGGCUAUGUGCCCCCCAAGAGCCGAGAACUUCGGGUCACCAAGCGCAACAUCCUGGAUGUCCGGCCGCCAGCCAGCCCUCGCCGCAGCCAGUCGGCCAGUGAUGCCUCCUUCUCGCAGCAGCAGCAGCAGCAGACCCUGGAGACGUUGCUGGAGGAAAUGAAGUCCCUCCGGGAGAGGGUCCAAGCUCAGGAAGAGCGCAUCACAGCCUUGGAGAACAUGCUUUGCGAAUUUGUUGAUGGCACUGAUUAGCACUGCCCCCACCCCAGUCCCCAUCUCCUGCUCCCACCUCCCUUCUUCUGACCCCAGGAUGGGAGGGGAGAGCCUGGGCUAGGGGUGGGCUGGCCAUGAACUCAACCCAGGGGACAAUACCCAACAGAGAAGAUGGAGACUAAAACUCUGUCCCCAACUAGAAAGUGGGGUUUCAUCUCUGAGAGAGGAGCUCAACCCCUCUCAGUGGGUCAUCAGCCCCCAACUUUGUGUGUCCAGAGAGGGGGGUUGAGGGACGUGGUUAGCAUUCACUCAUUCAAUGGGCAUUUAAUAAACUCCAACGUGUGCAGAGCAGAAAAGACAAAAAUGAAACCAUCCCUGCCCUCCAAGAACUUCCGUUGUUCUGGGGAAGACCCGGGAUAUGGACUGAGGGCAGAAGAAGGUUGUGGGGGCCUGUAGGGUCGAGAGUGGAAUUUUUAAGCAAACCUCUAUGGCAUAGGCAGGGCAGGGAAGACAAGGGAUCAGGGCACCCCUCUGGGGAACAGGGUGGUUAGUGGUGAAUGGCCCCUCCUGCCCUAGGCGCUCUCCUUCCUUUCUCUCCCCAGCUACCACAGGGAUUUGAGGGUUUGGACCCUCAGGGUAGAGACCUGCGUGGUGAGAGACUUCUCAUUAGCCCAGCCCUGGGGGUAUGCUUUACCCCAAAGUUAGCAUAGGAAGUUAAAGAGGGCAGAGACUUUCUACUCCAUCACAGAAGGGAGUGAGGGAUUGUGGGAGGGUUCCCUCCCACAUUUGGAGAAAUGCCACAUUUGGCAUUUGGAGAAAACUCCACGGGAAAGGGCCAAAUAGAUACCAACCAUCUCCUCUUCCAUCUCUCUCACCCCACCCAUCUCCCCAAGAGCAUUUAGCUUCUGUCCCGGUGUGUGAAGGCUGUCCCCCACUACCCUCCUUACGGGCCAGGUGGGAAGGUUUGGCUUGGAAUGAAGCAGAUUUUCCACACUCUCCCUUGUUCCUCUUUGUGCCUGUUCCCUAUCAUGGGUUCUGCUCUUUAAAAAGGAGAUUGUGGAGGAUUGAAGAAUUAAAUAUUUUAUUAAAUAUUCAA